Molecule: messenger RNA, 1503 nt
Organism: Suillus subaureus
Lineage: Eukaryota; Fungi; Basidiomycota; Agaricomycetes; Boletales; Suillaceae
Exons: 9
Coding region: 1-1503 (500 amino acids)
Source: RefSeq, a predicted model, not a curated record
AUGCCUCCUCGUGCAGUAGCCAGUCCCAAGAAGAAAAGGUCCAAGCGCAAAGCUUCUGACGCUUCAAAGGCUAGCUUACCAAAGAAGCCCUGUGCAGCAAACCCCGUCGAAAUUCCUAGCAUGCCAGUUGUAUCUCUUGGGGGUAGGAAUGCCCAGCUGGAGAAAAUUGGGGUAGUGUUAGAGGCUCAGUCCCAGAAUUGGAAACCCAAGGGCACCACAUCUCUUGGUAUGGUCAAUCCUCAAAAUGGCGGGAGGUUUGGUUUUGCGGCUUCAACCACCACUCAUGUUGUCCCUCCUGGCGGGGAGCCCAAUCCUCAAGUCUUGAAUAACCCAUAUCUUGAGCAGCGCAAUCAGAAUACUUUCACUGAUCACUCCCACAGUUCACAACCUCAAACAACUGCUACCUUGUCAGAUUACAAUAUAGACCUGGCCCUGCGUGAGGAGGGUGAUGUCGCUAGGCAAGGACUUCAUGCAAGGCUGGUAGGAUCCAAUCUGGAGGACAGUGACUCUAGUGGUAGUGGUACCAACACUGACAUUGACAAAGAUGAGGAUGAAGAGGGUGAGGAUGAGGGCAAGGGCAAGGAUGAGGAUGAGGACAAAGGAGAUGAAGGAGAGAAUAAUGAAUCCCAGUUUGGUUGGGGGGAAGCUCACCAACGGCAGAAGGGACAUCCAGGAUUUUCAGCUGAAGGACUCCCUACUCAGGUUCGAGUUGCUCGCCCUCUGACACCAGACUUCGAAUUUCAAUACUCAUGCGAUGAAGAUGAAGACUCUGCCUGGAUGCAUCUCAACAACAGCAACCAGCCUCUGGGCACCUUACCAGGAGUGCAGCAGGAACAAUCAGAUCCUCAGACUAACACCUCAAAGGCCGAGGAUGUAUUGAAGCGCCACCAUAAGAAAAAUGGUCAGCCUCACCUUCCUGACCCUGAAAUGCUCCAGCUGUUGAAUCAAGUGGCGGAGUCUGUCGACCAAGUUCAGUGCUGGUCAAAAUCCAAGAAACCCAAGGGAUCUGACAGGCUGAGGCCUGAUCAACUGGCUUGGUAUGGACCAUGCUGGAAAAGUUUUCUCAAGGAGGCCAAAGGAGAGUGUCAUGGGCAGCAUGCCCUGGAAAACCCAUUCCCACCUUUAGUCAAGGAGAUGCCAGGAACCAUCUCUGAGGUUCUACUUUCAGUUCUGGUUGCAUGGGACAAGAAUGGUAGACAGUUUGAAGCUGGGGUCUGGCCAGAGCAGCAAUAUAACAUGACACAAUUGUUCCACUGUGUCUUUGACAGUCUUGAGAAGAAUGGUAAUGGUAAACGUUAUCCAAAUUUCUCCUCAAAGGAAUACUCACCAAUCUACUGGAAAAUUCUCAACAUCAUCAAAAAUACCCUCAAGGAUGAAUAUCAUGGCCCUAGAUUGUCAGCACAACUUCGAGAAUGGGCCAAAGCCAGAUGGGCCAAAAAUCUCAAGCUCAACGGCAGUGCUAUGGAGGCGAGACAUGACCACCUCCAGGUUAUUCUGGACUAA